AUGGAUUCAGACUCAGCUAAAGAAACAAGAAUUGUCCUCCUGGGAAAAACUGGAGCUGGUAAAAGUGCAACAGGAAACACCAUCCUGGGAAGGAAGGUUUUUACUGUCGUCUCAUCUCCUUCGUCUGGGACUAAGGAAUGUCAACCAGGAACUUGUCACCUGAAUGACAGAACAGUGACCGUCAUCGAUACUCCGGGGAUGUUCGACACAAAGCUCUCUGAGAAAGACUUAAAAAGAGAAAUAGAGAAAUGUAUCAUGAUGUCUCUUCCUGGACCACAUAUAUUCCUGCUUGUCAUCAGUCUUGCUGGACGCUUUACAGAAGAGGAGAAGAAUGCCAUAGAGUGGAUCACGAAAAACUUUGGUGAGGAAGUCUCAAAGUACACAGUUGUUGUUUUCACCAGAGGUGGUGAGCUUGAGGGCACCAUUGAGAGCUAUUUGAACGAUAGUGAGGAUUUGAAGAAGCUCAUUAGUGACUGUAAAGAUAGAUAUGUUGUGUUUGAGAAUAAGAACAUUGGAAAUCAAACUCAGGUGAAUGAGCUAUUUGAGAUUAUAGACAAGGUGGUAGAAUUAAAUGGAGGUCAUUAUACCAGCAAGAUUUACGAAAACGCCCAGAAUAAUCUAUGGUGGGCUCAGGUUGGACAACGUGUGGAUAAUGCAGGAAAUUCUUUAAUGUUAGCAGCAGCAGUAGCAACUGUCCCUACAGUUGGUGGUGCAAUGAUCGCAGGGGAAGCUGUAGCUUUGUCAGAGGAAGCUGAAGCUUUGUCAGCCACACAAAUGGCAGCACUAGGAGGUGCAGCAGUUAUGAAAGGUAUCGGAUGGUUAAUCACACCUAAAAAAGACAACAGCUAAAGAACUUCGGAUAAUUACUUAUCUGUAGCCGUACAUACUGCUUUUACACUUGCUAUUGUUUAAUUUAAUAUAUUGUAUUUUAUCUUACAUAUAUCUAAUGGAACGUGCACAGUUAAAAAGAG
Messenger RNA from Cyprinodon variegatus (sheepshead minnow), 971 nucleotides. Its product is annotated as GTPase IMAP family member 4-like. The transcript is spliced from 2 exons. The record is from RefSeq and is a predicted model, not a curated record. Gene Ontology annotation, molecular function: GTP binding. Bases 1 to 849 code for a protein of 282 amino acids. NCBI's taxonomy places the organism in Eukaryota, Metazoa, Chordata, Actinopteri, Cyprinodontiformes, Cyprinodontidae.